GUUGUGAGGGUAAAGGUUGUGAGCAUGGAGGUUGUGAGGGUUGAGGCUGUGAAUCUCCUGGAAAAACCUCAUUAGCUGCUGGGGUAACAAACACUCUUACAUAUUCAAUCCCAUCAUCAUCAACAUUCAAAACAGGGACCACUACAGCCACAGUAUAUGCCUGCUGGGCGAAAAGCUGCUUCUCAGCUUCUGCUUACCUCUGCCAUCCUUCUAUUCUUUUCCUCCAUUAGUCUAAUAUUUUCAGCCCUAUUCUUCAGACUUUUUUCCUAACUAGCUUCUGCAGACUGAAACACAAGAGAUGGUGUUUCUGUCUCUUCUAUAAACACUUCAAUUCCACUCCCACAUUUUUAACAUUGCCCCAUCAUCAACUAACUCUAACUUACGAUUUGUUCUAGGUUUACUCACAAACAGGGUGAAGUAUUUAGGGAGAUAUACGUUCUGUUUCACUGAAUCCUCAAACAUAUACUCAAUCAGCAACAUCAAAUUGGUCUUAUCAGUGUCAUCCGCCCUCACAUCAAAAGUACCCCUGGAGCACGAACUAACCACAUUGUACUCAUCCUAACAACAACAUUUACCAACAACACAUUACAUCACAAUCCAAACUAUAAAUCGCAUACAAAACAAAAACACAUCACUUUAGCAUAAUUCAAAUUUGCAUGCAACACAUCACACUUAAUUUUCAUAUAAUUCACAUUCGAAUUUCAUAGCAAGCAAACUGACACAGAUGAUCAUUUUCCACCAAACCCUAACCCUAACUCAAUUUUGCAAAAAAAAUACAAAAUCAGAAUUCGAAAUGCAAAUGGAUAAGGAUAGUAAUACCUUGCGUAUGCUUAAUCCAUCGAAUUACCGAACUUUGUGCAAAAUUCAGUCACGACCACCACGCUGCCUCACAAACCUGCAAUUCACUUCACACAAAUCGACACUUUGCAAAUUUUUGAUGGAUUUUAAGGGUUCCAGAUCAAUGAAGACGAAUAGAUAAUUUCUUGAAUGGUGAAGAAGAAAGAUGGGGUUCAAUUUUUUGAAGACAUACAUUGUGCUUGGAGAAGUCAACCCUAACAAUGGCGCCAGUUGAAUGCGUAAGGGCAUACUGGUGAGUUACAUACUUCCUGAGUUACUGUCUAAGUGUGGCCUAGGUGAGGAUAAUGUUGAGGCAGUUGAGUGGAAGAAACAGUGGAUUUGCACAAAGUUUCAGCACAGCCUCCUUAAAUCCUGCACUUCCAUGGCUUUUUGUGGGAUUAGGUAAUCCUGGAGACAAAUUUAAAGGCACUCGUCAUAAUGUUGGGUUUGAAUUGAUUGAUGCAUUUGCAGAUUACCUCAAAAUUUCGGUCAGCAAUGUCCAUUGUAAAGCUUUAUUUGGUCAAGGGUUUGUUGGAAACAUUCCAGUUUUCUUGGCAAAACCUCAGACUUACAUGAAUCUAAGCGGGGAAUCUACUGGUCCUUUGGCAGCAUAUUACAAACUUCCUCUAAAUCGGGUGAUGGUGUUCCACGAUGACAUGGGGUUGCCGUGCGGUGUACUUCGGCUUGAAGACAAAGGAGGUCAUGGCAGUCACAAUGGACUGAAGAGUGUAAUUGACAAAUUCAGAGGGAACAGAGAAUUCCCUCGACUUAGAAUUGGAAUUGGGAGGCCGCCUGGUCAAAUGGAUCCCAAAGCAUUCUUGCUCCAAAAGUUUAAUGCUUUGGCUAGAGAACGGAUUGAUGCCGCGUUGCAAGAGGGAGUUGAUGUGUUGAAGCAGAUGCCAUUGGAAGGAUUAGCAGAAUGUGCAAGAUGGUUCAACAGAGAACAAAAGUACAAGCAUAUAAGGCCACAGACAAGUUUUGUGUGUUAGAAAACAUCAAAAAUCAUCUGCUUUGUUAUCCUUUAAGCUUUGUAAAUUACUAAUUAGAUUAGUAUAUUGCUCUCUCUGUAUUUGCAUUGUAUAAAUAUUGUCAUGAGAAUCGGGUCUUGUCUCAAUAGGUGAAAGUAUUACUUUCCCGCUAGGUUCGAUUUCCAGUUAGCCCCUUUUCGCAGCCUACCCUAUUAUAAAAUAUAAUUGUUAUUUUCAUGAUUUUAUUAUAUAAUCUAGAUUAUUUAUUGCAUACA
Messenger RNA from Amaranthus tricolor (Joseph's coat), 2080 nucleotides. Its product is annotated as peptidyl-tRNA hydrolase, mitochondrial. The transcript has 9 exons. Gene Ontology annotation, molecular function: peptidyl-tRNA hydrolase activity. The record is from RefSeq and is a predicted model, not a curated record. Lineage: Eukaryota; Viridiplantae; Streptophyta; Magnoliopsida; Caryophyllales; Amaranthaceae. Bases 1143 to 1826 code for a protein of 227 amino acids.